Xenopus tropicalis (tropical clawed frog) is the source of this 1720-nucleotide messenger RNA. RefSeq names its product acylglycerol kinase (gene agk). The coding region runs from base 133 to 1419 and encodes 428 amino acids. The transcript has 16 exons. NCBI's taxonomy places the organism in Eukaryota, Metazoa, Chordata, Amphibia, Anura, Pipidae. Gene Ontology annotation, cellular component: mitochondrial intermembrane space; mitochondrial inner membrane; membrane. Gene Ontology annotation, biological process: glycerolipid metabolic process. The record is from RefSeq and is a predicted model, not a curated record. Gene Ontology annotation, molecular function: ATP-dependent diacylglycerol kinase activity; transferase activity; ceramide kinase activity.
UCCCAUCCUGACAGCUGCCUGCCGCUGCGCUUGUGUGACUGCGGAACUCUGCAGGGUGGGUGCUGGUUUCCGGCCGGACACGUUAUCUGCUGCACUGAAUGUCAAUAUUUCUGCUAAGGUCGGGCUCCAACAAUGGCGAGGGUGGUACGGAUCUUUAAGACUCUACGGAACCACUGGAAGAAAAGCACUGUGGGAUUUUGUUUGUUGGCUUAUGGAAGCCAUUGGAUGUAUGGCAAACACUGUGAUAACCUGCUGAGGAGAGCCGCAUGUGAAGAAGCGCAGGUGUUUGGAAACCACCGGAUUCUCCCCAAUUCGGCAAUAAAGAAAGCGACUGUGUUUCUAAACCCUGCGGCAUGUAAAGGGAAAGCGAGGACCCUCUUUGAGAAGAACGCAGCCCCCGUCCUACAUUUAGCCGGCAUAGACAUCACUGUUGUAAAGACAGAUUAUGAAGGGCAGGCAAAGAAGCUGCUGGAACUCAUGGAAAAGACUGAUCUGAUCAUUGUUGCUGGAGGGGAUGGAACUCUGCAAGAGGUUAUCACGGGGCUCCUACGCAGAGAGGAUCAGGCCUCCUUCAGUAAGGUCCCCAUCGGAUUCAUCCCUCUGGGAGGCACCAACACACUCAGUCGGACCCUCUAUCCUGAAAGGGAGAAUAAGGUCCAGCAGAUCACAGAGGCCACACUUUCCAUACUUAAAGGAGAGACUGUUCCACUUGACGUCCUUAAGAUAAAGGGGGAGCAAGAUCAGCCUGUGUUUGCAAUGCAGGGGAUACGAUGGGGGAGCUACCGGGAUGCCUCAGUGAAAGCCAGCAAGUACUGGUAUCUUGGGCCCCUGAAGGCCAGAGCGGCUCAUAUGUUCAGUGCAUUAAAGGAGUGGCCCCAGCAACACCAGGCCUCCAUCUUGUACCUCGGCCCAGCGGAGCGCCCCCCGGAGGAGCCAGAGCAGAAACCAACUCGCCCCCCUCUGCAUGUCAGGAUAUAUCGGAGGCUGGCUCUUUAUUGGUCACCCCCAAAAGUCGAGGUUCCUGCUGAACCCGUCCCAGAACCCUGGGAAGAAGCCCAGCUCUCUGCUGUCGAAGUUUCCAUCACCACUGAGAACCAUCAGCCUGACCUCAUGCGCACGUUGGAUUCCAUGAGUAUCCGUAUAGAACCUGACACCAUCAGUAAAGGGGAAUUUAUCCAUUUAGGGGCCCAGAAGAUGGCCGACCCUCUCUUGCACCCCGGGGACUCCCAGGUUCUACUUGCCAGUCGCUGUAGCCUGCACCUCCCCCAGGGAACCGAGGGGCAUUUCAGUAUAGAUUCUGAGGAGUACGAGGCCAUGUCGGUGGAAGUGACCCUCUUGCCCCGCAAGCUGCACUUUCUCUGCCACCCCACACGGAAACAGGAGCUGCUGCAGAGCCCGACGGCUACUGGCCAAAGCUAGCCCCACCCAUCGCUCAACCAUUACUAGCCAAUGAACCGUCGGCAGGAAACCAGCGCCCCCGUGUGGCUCCAGAACCAAGGGGCAAUAUCACUGCCAAUGGGAAGCCACUUGCUUGUCCGUCCUACUGCCAUCAGUACAGAGACAUUGUAGUUCUACUAUCUGGAAAGGCAGUAUGAGCGGAACCUACAGAACCAAGGAACCGUGGGUCCAAACAGAGCCAGGGGGGGAGAAGCCAAUAGCGCCCCCCAGUGUUUGUUUUGGGACAAAAUAAUGAAUAAAUGUAAGUGGUUUUUACCUUCAA